Messenger RNA from Pichia membranifaciens NRRL Y-2026, 2360 nucleotides. RefSeq lists its product as hypothetical. Gene Ontology annotation, molecular function: pyridoxal phosphate binding; glutamate decarboxylase activity. Gene Ontology annotation, cellular component: cytosol. The transcript has a single exon. Lineage: Eukaryota; Fungi; Ascomycota; Pichiomycetes; Pichiales; Pichiaceae. The coding region runs from base 225 to 2072 and encodes 615 amino acids. Gene Ontology annotation, biological process: L-glutamate catabolic process. The record is from RefSeq and is a predicted model, not a curated record.
CAAAUUUGGGGCAUUUUGCGCCGAUCGGCCUGUCCUCGCGUGAGGCGGGCAUCCGUAAUUAGGCGGGACCGGACUUGGGAAAGUGAAGUCUCGGGGUAUAUAAGGAGCAAAGGAGGCGGAGAAGGGAGAAAGAAAUAGCUAUUGGGCAGUAACUCGAGAAAAAGAAAACCGGACCAGCUAACAAUAGUAAGGAAUUAGGACUUGAACACCAUUGACCAGCCAGCAUGACAUUAUCCGCCCAUAUCGACCCGGACACUAUCGAAGAUAAGAUCUUCGAAGACUCGGUGAACAAGUCUGCCUUGAUUACAAAAUAUUUCAACAAGUUCUCUGACAAGAACAAUGCGGUUUCGAGAGUGGAGUCGAAGAUAGCUUCAACACUUUGUGACCAGAGAAAGAGUGAGAUUGUCUCGCGGUUCCACGGUGUCGCCAACAAAUUCAAAAUGCCGGAACAUGGCAUGUCUUCGAAGUUAGCGUACGAAAUGGUGCACGACGACUUGACGUUGGACGGCUCAACAACCCUCAAUUUGGCCUCGUUCGUUAAUGUGCACACCGAUGACGACUCGCUGAAGUUGAUCAUGGAAAACCUGACGAAAAAUUUGGCCGACAACGACGAGUAUCCGAUGCUAAUCGAUCUACAGCAACGUUGCAUCUCCAUCAUCGCUAACCUGUGGAACGCACCGCUGGAGGUCUCCGACACCGGUAUUCAAACUCCGCACAAAUUGGACCACUUCGUGAAAUGGAAGAGUAGAGCGAUUGGAACCCCCUGCACGGGAUCUUCGGAAGCUAUAAUGCUUGGAGGGUUGGCCAUGAAGAAAAAUUGGCAAGCUCAAAGAAAAGCCAAAGGCUUGAGCAGUGCCAAUCCAAACAUAUUGAUGGCAUCUUGCUGCCAGGUUGCAUUGGAAAAGUUUGCAAGAUAUUUCGACGUCGAGAACAGAUUGAUUGGUGUCUCCGAAAAGGACUUCUUGAUUGACCUUGACAAAAUCGAAAAAGAAUUGGAUGAGAAUACCAUUGGUAUUUUUGUCAUUGUUGGUUCCACAUACACUGGUGGUUUUGAAAAUGUGGAUGCCAUUGCUAAGUUGCUUGAUGCCUAUGAGAAGAAAACAGGCCACUGGAUUCCGAUCCAUGUGGAUGGUGCUUCGGGAGGAUUCAUUGCGCCAUUGAUUUACCCAGACUUGAGGUGGGAUUUCAGAAUCGAUAGAGUCAUGUCAAUCAGUGCUUCGGGACAUAAGUAUGGUCUUGUGACUGCUGGGUUGGGGUGGGUUCUUUUCAGAGACCAAGCUUGGUUGCCAAAAUCACUAAGAUUCCAGUUACAAUACCUUGGAGGCGUAGAAGAAUCCUUCAGUUUGAAUUUCUCUAGGCCUGGUUAUCAGGUUGUUCAUCAGUACUACAACUUUAUCAAAUUUGGUAGGGAUGGCUAUUAUGAGAUCUUCAACAACUGCUUAAUCAAUGCAAGGUUGCUGUCCUUGUUUUUGGAGGAGACGGAGUACUUCACAUGCAUUUCGAAUUUGCAUCUACCUUUAGGCAUGACUACUAGAAAUAGAGAUCCGAAGUGGGAUAUCCAGGCUUCUCAUGCAAUCAUUUCCCAACACGAAAAGUUCAAUCCUGCUUUGCCUGUCGUGUCCUUCCAAUUCACCAAAGAAUUCUCAGAGCAGUACCCAGAGAUCCCACAAUCAUUGGUAUCGUCAUUGUUAAGAAAUAAAAAGUGGAUUAUCCCUAACUAUGAACUUCCUAGAAUUAAUGUUCCGGAAGUUUCAGAAGAUGGGGAAGAGCAUGACGAUCCUGGUCUUAAGAACGAAGUAAAUGGAGAAAACAAUGAAAUUCUCAGAGUUGUUGUCAAAUAUAACUUGACCGCACAAUUGUUAGAUAAGUUAAUGCAUGAUAUUACCGAAACGGUCGAGAUGCUUAUCAAAUCAGUUGAACUGGUUCGAGCAAAUGUUCAAGCCAUGAAAGAGAGCGGACAGGAUGCUACCAGAGAACUUGUUUACGACAUGUUGACAAGCAUUGCUAACGGCGGUGAUGAGAGACUCAUCAAAUUCAAAAGCAACAAUCAUGGGUUUAAGGGCGUAUGCUAAAAAUAAUAGUGCGUUUUGUUUACAAUCCAUUUUCAGUUCGUUUCUUAUUUAAAUUAUAUAGCAAAGUAAAGCCAAAAAAGAUUUGUUACUUUGACGAUUGUCUACAAAAUCUUGUUAAUUUUCCCCUUCGCAACCUUCAGUUUGUUUGUGCUUUGGUCAACCUCUUGAUUGAGGCUAUCAAGUAGCUCAUUCUGUAUACCAAUUUCUUCGUUAACAGCAAUUCCAAUCUGCUUUUGCCUUAUAAUCAUAUCUCUUAAUGCACUCAAGCUUUGAUCCUGGUCCUGCAUU